ACGAGCCUCGGCUUUUAUCAUAACGCUUGCAAUCGUCAAGAUGUACAGGUUUAUCUUGUUGUGCUGCUGUGUCGUGUUGUGUGCUGGUUAUAACGAAGCAUGUGGACCAAAUGCAGAUAUACGUUGUGUGCAACCGUGCCCCCCUGAAAAGACUUGCAGAAACCGCGACAUACAAUAUUAUUGUCUCCAGAGUAUCCAAUCAUGCGAAUUCAAAUGUGUUUGCAAUGAGGGAUACCUAAGGAAUGCUGCAGGCGAAUGUGUAACUGUUGACAAAUGUGAACGUCUUUGUGAAGAUAACGAAAUGUUUACCGACUGCAAGACUCCUUGUCGCCCUGACACGUGUCUGUCUCUGGUAGUCCCGCCAAAAUGUGACUACCGCGAAAGGUGUUAUGAAGGAUGUGUGUGCAGACCUGAUUUCUAUAGGAAAGCUAACGACUCCCCCUGCGUGCCAAUAUGCGAAUGCGAUGAAUGGAAGGAUACAGAAGAUUGUACGCCUUCAACGGUUGGAAGUUUGGUGUAUAAAUAUUUAGACAUCAACAUGAGAUCAUUGGUCGUGGUAUUUUUCUGCUGUGUAGCGGUGACUGCUGCUAGGAACAUCGAAGAACUUUUCUCCGAUUUUGGUAUCCUUGGAGGACCCCAAUUGAAUAAUGAUUGUGGGCCAAACGAAGUGUAUGACUGCGUUUAUCCAUGUCCUCCACUGAAGACUUGUGCAGACCGUGAAGAAUAUUCUUGUCCUGAUGUAGAAAUGUCCUGUGCAUUCCAAUGUGUCUGCAAACCGGGAUUCUACUUGAACAAACCGGGCGGCGAGUGUGUCACAGAAAAACAGUGCAACAAAUGUCCUGGUGAGCACGAACACUAUGCUUGCGGGGGGCCAUGCGACGAUGUUUGCAGCAUACUACAUGUUCAGAACAAGACUACUUGUGCCUUCACUGAAUGCCAACCUUCUUGCUACUGUGAUGACGGAUACGCAAGAAAUGACUCUGGAAUCUGCAUACCUAUUGAAGAAUGCCCGUUGACUGUUGUUCAGGACAUCGAAGAACGUCCUACCGAUGAUCCGAUGAUGACCGAUAUCCCAAUUUCCCAAGAGAAUAAUGAUUGUGGGCCAAACGAAGUGUAUGACUGCGUUUAUCCAUGUCCUCCACUGAAGACUUGUGCAGACCGUGAAGAAUAUUCUUGUCUUGAGGAAGAGAUGUUCUGUGAUUUCCAAUGUGUCUGCAAACCGGGAUUCUACUUGAACAAACCGGGCGGCGUGUGUGUCUCAGAGAAACAAUGCAAUAAAUGUCCUGGUGAGCACGAACACUAUGCUUGCGGAGGGCCAUGCGACGAUGUUUGCAGCACACUACAUGUUCAGAACAAGACUACUUGUGCCUUCACUGAAUGCCAACCUUCUUGCUACUGUGAUGACGGAUACGCAAGAAAUGACUCUGGAAUCUGCAUACCUGUUGAAGAAUGCCGUACAGUGUUCACCAAACUUGAUGGCGGCCCGCACCUAGCUUCAACGUUGACUGUUGUUCAGGACAUCGAAGAACGUCCUACCGAUGAUCCGAUGAUGACCGAUAUCCCAAUUUCCCAAGAGAAUAAUGGUUGUGAGCCAAACGAAGUGUUUGACUGCGUUUAUUCAUGUUCUCCACAAAAGACUUGCGGGGACCAUGAAGCCUAUUGUCCUGAUGUAGUAAUGGGCUGUGAUUUCCAAUGUGUCUGCAAACCGGGAUUCUACUUGAACAAACCGGGCGGCGUGUGUAUCUCAGAAGAACAAUGCAACAAAUGUCCUGGUGAGCACGAACACUAUGCUUGCGGGGGGCCAUGCGACGAUGUUUGCAGCACAUUACAUGUUCAGAACAAGACUACUUGUGCCUUCACUGAAUGCCAACCUUCUUGCUACUGUGAUGACGGAUACGCAAGAAAUGACUCUGGAAACUGCAUACCUAUGGAAGAAUGCGAUGAACCCAGCUGUGGACAAAAUGAAGAAUAUACGGAUUGCAUAAAUCCUUGUUUGAAUGAAACUUGUUCUGUGAUUGGGAACCAAGAAAAAUGUGACAGCAAAAUUCCUUGCAAACCGGGCUGUGUUUGCAAGGAAGGCUACUUCAGAAAAAAUCAAGAUUCUUCUUGCGAACCUGCUUGUUCAUGCCCAGAAAAAAAAGAUUCACCUGAUUGCCUUCCUUGGCAAACUUGGUUUAUAUUGCCUCCAAUAAAAUAUUUGUGA
Molecule: messenger RNA, 2203 nt
Organism: Helicoverpa zea (corn earworm)
Lineage: Eukaryota; Metazoa; Arthropoda; Insecta; Lepidoptera; Noctuidae
Product: zonadhesin-like
Exons: 14
Coding region: 41-2203 (720 amino acids)
Source: RefSeq, a predicted model, not a curated record